This is a messenger RNA of Cloeon dipterum, 1000 nucleotides long. It is a transcript of the gene bai, whose product is annotated as Transmembrane emp24 domain-containing protein bai. Lineage: Eukaryota; Metazoa; Arthropoda; Insecta; Ephemeroptera; Baetidae. Gene Ontology annotation, cellular component: endoplasmic reticulum-Golgi intermediate compartment; Golgi apparatus; endoplasmic reticulum. Gene Ontology annotation, biological process: Golgi organization; intracellular protein transport; endoplasmic reticulum to Golgi vesicle-mediated transport. Bases 153 to 776 code for a protein of 207 amino acids. The transcript is spliced from 5 exons. The record is from RefSeq and is a predicted model, not a curated record.
GCCAAUGCGGAGUUGUCUUCGUCUUCAACAUAUGGCUGCCAACUCAUCCUUUCAAACGCCGACAGCCGAAAAAUAACCUUUAAUUCACAAAUCCAUAGAAAAUUCGAUGAUAUCAACUACACCCCGGUGAAACGUGGAUCAGCUUCGACAAAAUGAGGCGCUCUUAUGCGUAUGGUUUGCUCGUUAUGAGCGUGAUUCUGCUGGGUGUUGACGGCAUCAUGUUCCACCUUCAUCCAAACAUGCAGAAGUGCCUCAAAGAAGAACUUCAGGUUGACGUGUUUGUGAGCGGGGAAUAUGAAGUGUCCGACGCCCCUGGGCAGAAGGUCGACUAUGUGGUCCGUGACUCGAAAGGCCACAUUCUCUCUCAAAAAGAGGAUGUCAGCAAGGGGAAAUUCUCGUUUGUGACUGAAACUUAUGACACUUUUGAAAUUUGCUUCAUAUCCAGAGUACCUCCGACUCAUAGAGGAGUGGCCCAGGAGGUAUCACUUGUCACUAAGAGGGGCAUUGAAGCCAAAAAUUAUGAAGGGCUUGGCGAGGCAGCAAAAUUGAAACCAAUGGAGGUAGAAUUGAAAAGGCUGGAAGACCUUUCUGAGGCUAUUGUUCAAGAUUUUGCCAUGAUGAGGAAAAGGGAAGAGGAGAUGAGAGACACUAACGAGUCCACAAAUAGUCGUGUUCUGUACUUCAGUAUUUUCAGCAUGUGCUGCCUUUUAGGACUGGCCACCUGGCAAGUGUUGUAUCUGAGAAGGUUCUUCAAAGCCAAGAAGCUGAUUGAGUGACCAGUUUGCAUAAUUUGUUAAGAACGGUGUCAUCCUCAUUAAAUUGUUUUCAAUUAAAGUUUUUUGUCUUUAAGUAAAUCUCAAAUUUGAUGUUGGUCAAUUAUGAUGGGCAAUGUCUAAUGAAUGGAAGUUUAUUUGAUUGCCCACGUUUGUUUCUGUUAAAUUAUUCUUAAAACCAUCUGCCUACUAUUUAGUUAUUUGAAAUAAAACUUUGAAAUAAUAUA